CAGCAAGGCAUUUAAAUAUUUCUGCAGGAGGUUGUCUUUUUUUUUUUUUUAAACAAAAAACCUUGAGUCAAUAGUGUGGUGAUCUGGUGAGAACCUAAUACACAAGAUGCCUACCGAAGCUUUGGGUGAUAAGCGCAUGUGCAAAUUCAAAAACCGAGGCAAGGAUUCCAUGAAAAUGCGUGAGCGCAGGGUUGCAGAAUGUGUGGAGCUUCGAAAAGCACAAAGAGUGGAAAGCAUCCUGAAAAGGAGAAACAUUUCAUCUCAGCCUGAGGAAGAACCAUUGUCUCCAGAAUACACCACUGAUAACCAACAGGUCAUUUCAGCAACAAUUGAGGAAAUUGUUGCCAAUGUUAACAGUGACUCUCAAGAGCAACAGUUGCAGGGCUGUCAAACAGCCAGGAAACUUUUGUCUCGGGAGAGAAAUCCUCCAUUAAAGGAAAUAGUGGAUGCAGGCUUGCUGGCCCGAUUUGUAGAAUUUCUGGGUAGGAACGAUAACCCCACCCUGCAGUUUGAGGCUGCCUGGUCACUUACUAAUGUGGCAUCGGGCACCUCAUGGCACACUCAGCAGGUGGUGGAACAUGGUGCAGUGCCUGCCUUCAUUGCCCUUUUAGCCUCACCCAUGUUAAACAUAAGUGAACAGGCUGUCUGGGCCCUGGGCAAUAUUGCAGGUGAUGGCCCAGCAUAUCGUGAUGCACUUAUUGACUGCAAUGUGAUCCCUGCCCUACUAGCUCGGCUAACCCCAGAUGUCCCUGUUGGCUACCUUCGCAACCUGACAUGGACCUUGUCCAACUUGUGCAGAAACAAGAACCCUUUUCCCCGUUUCUCUGCAGUCCAGCAAAUGCUUCCCUCCAUUAUACAGCUGCUUCACCACAGCGAUAAAUCUGUUCUGUCUGAUGCAUGCUGGGCCAUCUCCUAUCUUACAGAUGGGCCAAAUGAGCGUAUUGAUAUUGUAAUAAAGACUGGGGUUCUUCCACGACUGGUUGAGCUUCUGGGCUUUGAGGAGCUUGCAGUGGUGACUCCAGCACUCCGCUCUAUUGGGAACAUUGUAAGUGGUUCAGACUUGCAGACACAGAUGGCCAUUGACGCUGGUGUGUUGAGUGCCUUGCCAAAGCUAAUGCGUCACCCCAAACCCAGUGUCCAAAAGGAAGCAGCCUGGGCUGUAUCCAACAUUGCAGCUGGACCACGGCAACAGAUUCAGCAACUAAUAACAUGUGGUCUAUUGCCUCAUCUUGUAGAUCUUCUAAAGAAUGCUGACUUUAAAACUCAGCGAGAAGCUGUCUGGGCAGUCACAAAUUUCACCAGUGGAGGAACCGUGGACCAGGUUGUUCAGCUUGUCAAGUGUGGUGGUCUGGAAGCGAUUCUAAAUUUAUUAAAGGUUAAAGAUUCCAAGACAAUCCUAGUCAUCCUGGAUGCAAUCAAUAACAUUUUCUUGGCUGCUGAGAAACUUGGAGAGGUUGAAAAGCUUUGUUUGCUGGUGGAGGAGUUGGGUGGGCUGGAUCAUAUAGAACUCCUUCAGAAUCACGAAAACAAUGCUGUGUAUCGUGCUGCCCAAGCACUUAUUGAGAAGUACUUCAGUGAGGAUGGUGAAGAUGAAUGCCUGAAAACUGAGGCCACUGAAACGGACUUUGUUUUCGGGCCAGCUGAGGUGCAGAGAAGAUUUGACUUCUGAAUUUUCUUUUUUAAAAUGCCUUUGUAUAAAUAAAUAUUUUUUGCAGUA
This is a messenger RNA of Clarias gariepinus (North African catfish), 1717 nucleotides long. RefSeq names its product karyopherin alpha 7 (importin alpha 8) (gene kpna7). Gene Ontology annotation, biological process: NLS-bearing protein import into nucleus. Gene Ontology annotation, molecular function: protein binding; nuclear import signal receptor activity. The record is from RefSeq and is a predicted model, not a curated record. NCBI's taxonomy places the organism in Eukaryota, Metazoa, Chordata, Actinopteri, Siluriformes, Clariidae. Gene Ontology annotation, cellular component: nucleus; cytoplasm. Bases 107 to 1669 code for a protein of 520 amino acids. The transcript has 11 exons.